This is a messenger RNA of Oncorhynchus nerka (sockeye salmon), 2709 nucleotides long. RefSeq names its product zinc finger, C2HC-type containing 1C (gene zc2hc1c). The transcript is spliced from 3 exons. NCBI's taxonomy places the organism in Eukaryota, Metazoa, Chordata, Actinopteri, Salmoniformes, Salmonidae. The record is from RefSeq and is a predicted model, not a curated record. The coding region runs from base 137 to 2035 and encodes 632 amino acids.
CCAACAAAACAGGUGCUAAGUGUGUGCAUGUUGUCACUUCUGUCAACAUUUUCCACAUUUUGGAGAUAUUCACAACCUAAUUUUAAAGAAGAUAAUUAGUCAUGUCUUGGAGUAGCCAUUGCUAAGCUGUAGUGAAAUGCUGAAAGAGAAUCACAAAGAGAAAUCUGCCAAUUCAAGAAGGAGAGCAGCUGAAGUGAUAUUGGAAAAACUCCCACCUGUGAAGGACCGCUCAAGAGCUUUGCAUCACCCUUUGAAACAUCCGACCAGCCUUCGAGAGCAACCUUUUGAGGAUCAUAGACCAAGGGAAAGGACUGCCAUGAAUGAAUGGCAGCAACAGUAUUCCCAAGAGACAUUUCCUCAAUCCAAAUAUUCCUCCCAAAGCAGAACACAUAACUCAGCAAGGACAAAGUAUGUUUACCCUGAAGAACCAGGUGAUAUUGUGUCUGGGGGAAAAGCAGAUGGAGUGGACAAGGCAUUUUCACUGAAGCCUGUUUACCAUAAAAGAACUCUAAUCAUAGAUAGGUUGAGUAAUGACGAGGUAGCUUGUAAACCUAAUGAGUUUCAAAGACUCCCUCCGUAUUUUCCCUCACCACCACAUGAUCAUUCAGAGUAUGAUAGAAGAAGUGGCAUAAUAAGCCAUAGAAGGCCGGCUGAGGAUCCUUCACCAUCAUUGGAAGAGAACACAAACAGCAGAAGGGUUGCUGGGUACAAACGAUCAAAGGGAGAGCAGCAGAGGCUGGAUUAUGAGCGGAGGAUGGCAAGGAAAAUUGAAAUGGAUAAACUAAUACUUCAGGAGAAGCUGUUGAAAACUCAGGAAAAAGUGAGAGAAAUGCAGCAGAGGGAGAGAACUGUCUCAGGUGAUAACACUAAGAGGGCAGAGAGGCAUAUUAGGAGACCAGUGGAAAGAGAAAAGGAGUGGAUCGAGAGCAAGGUGUCCUCAGCUGAGCAGAGAAGGGAAAAGGAGAGAGUUCACGAGAUGGAAAGGAGGGAGAGGUUGAUGAUGAGGGAUAAAAGCCGGGAGGAUAUUGAGUGGCAGAGAGAGAAAAGAGAAGAGUUAAAUAGGGAGAGAAGAGAGAAGAAGAGGGCACUUGCAGAAGAGUGGGAGAGGUUGGAAAGAAUGGAAAGGGAAAUUGUGAACAAGCCAGAGGUGAGUAGAGACAGGAGGGCUGAGAAGGACCUAGAGCAACAGAGGGAGAAAAAUGGAGAGUGGAGCAGGAGGGCUAGAGAAAGGGAGAAUGAAAAGGAUACAAAUUGGGAGAGGGAGAAAAUAUUUGAGAGGAAUAGGUGGGAGAGGGAGAAAGUGAAAGAGAGAGAACGAAAUGGGGAGAAGGUUGAGAAGAAAAGAGACUGGGAGAGGGAGUAUAAGUGGGAAAGGUCUUCUAGAGAGAGGUAUGUUUCAGCUGAUGAUAAGAGGAAGGAGCGUGACAUAUUUCAUAGAGGGCUGGAUCAGGAGGGACAGCUUAAAACUGCACAUAGAUCAGUGCCAGGGAGCCGCAGUAGCAUCAAUUGUAGAAAAAUAUCUCGAGAAGCUUCCCACACAUCACCCUCGGUUCACCGCCAGUCAAGUCGGCUACUGCAAGUGGAACUCAGCCCAGUGGAGAGUGCUGACAAUGCUUGCCUCCAGCUCAUCCCUUGCAGGAUUUGCCACAGAAAAUUUGCUGCAGAGAGACUAGAGAAGCACCUUCAGGUCUGUGAGAGGAUGCAGCGCUCCAGACGCAAAGUCUUUGACUCCUCCAAGUACAGGGCCAAGGGAACUGACCUGGAAGAGUUCAUGAAAACCAACUCAAGAACCAAGUCUCCUGAGCUAAAGAAGAGCAACUGGAGGCAGAAACACGAGGCAUUCAUUCGUAAUCUGCGCCAAGCCCAUGUUCCAGCAACAGGUGCUUUGCAUCCCCAACCACCUAUCCAAGACAAUGAUGAUUAUGUGACCUGCCCUCACUGUGCCCGCCGAUUUGCCCCUGGGCCAGCAGAGCGACAUAUCCCCAAGUGCCAGAACAUCAAGAGUCGCCCUCCACCUCCCCGCCACCGCCGCUGACAAAACCAACUCAUUUGCAAUGAUGUUUAUAAAAAAGCAUUCAAAACUACAUUUUACAUUUGAGUCAUUUAGCAGAAGCUCGACCUACAAUUAGUGCAUUCAUCUUAAAACAGCUAGAUGGGACAACCACAUAUCUCAGUUAAAAUAAGUACAUUUUUCCUAAAUAAAGUAGCUAUCAGCAAAGUCAGUGCUAGUAGGGGGGAAAAAGUCAAGAGCGAAUGUUAGUUCACAAAAGGCAAUUAUUUUGUAUAUAAAAAUUGUAAAAAAAUUUGGGGGGGGGGUGCUGUGGGAUUAUUUAAUACACUUUUGAAGAGGUAGGGUUUCAGAUGUUAAAACUAAAACCCUGAUGCAAUUUGUUACCUAAAAGCCUCUGCAUCAACUUACAUUCUUAUAGAGCAAAAUGUACAAGUAUGGCGUUGUGGUUUAGUAUGAGACUAUUUAGUUUAAAAUAACAUGUUUGUUCAAAAGAACAUUUUGAAUUGUAUAUUUUUUACACAUUCUUCACACUGCCUUUGAAGUGGGGGGGAACUAAACUAUUUAGAUGUCAUGUCUAAAUUGUAAAUACUGUAGCAAUACAGUAUCAGAUACUGCCGAACAAGAUUGACAGUCUGCAAAAGGGUUAAAAGAAAAUGAAAACCAACGAGAACAAUUGGUGGAUUUUGAAGCACAAUAAA